Messenger RNA from Hippoglossus stenolepis (Pacific halibut), 1377 nucleotides. RefSeq names its product dCTP pyrophosphatase 1 (gene dctpp1). Gene Ontology annotation, biological process: nucleoside triphosphate catabolic process. The record is from RefSeq and is a predicted model, not a curated record. NCBI's taxonomy places the organism in Eukaryota, Metazoa, Chordata, Actinopteri, Pleuronectiformes, Pleuronectidae. The transcript has a single exon. Gene Ontology annotation, molecular function: nucleoside triphosphate diphosphatase activity. The coding region runs from base 117 to 635 and encodes 172 amino acids.
UUCCCCCCAAAUAAGUGGCGUCACUUCCGGGCGGACAACUGGCGGGACUUCUCAGCGGUGUGGUAGCGGAGCAGGUUGUUGACAGGCGGAGAAACUUGUCUUAAACUUUUAAAAAGAUGAUGGCUACUAGCGGAAAAGACUGUGGAGUAAAAGAUGGCGCCUCGGUUUGUUGCAAUGGCUCAGCUGCGACGAACGGAGCCGCCCCGGAGGCAUCGCCGAGCCCCAAGCCGCUGAACGGAGCCACGGUUCGGCCGGACGGCUUCACCUUCACCCCGCAGCCCACCAUCGAGGACAUUCGGCGGAUGCAGGCGGAGUUCACGGACGAGCGGGACUGGAACCAGUUCCACCAGCCCCGCAACCUGCUGCUGGCCAUGGUCGGGGAGGUGGGCGAGGUGUCCGAGCUGUUCCAGUGGCGCGGGGAGGUGGCGGAGGGUCUGCCCGGAUGGAGCGAGCCGGAGCGGGAGCAUCUGGCGCAGGAGCUCAGCGACGUGCUCAUCUACCUGGUGGAGCUCGCCGAGAAGUGUCGCGUCGACCUGCCCCAGGCGGUGCUGCGGAAGAUGGCCCUGAACCGGCUCAAGUACCCGGCCAGCAAGGUGCACGGCUCGGCCAAGAAGUACACCGAAUACAAGGACUGAUGUUCGGUGUGCAGAGACAAUCGGAGGCGACUACUGGAGCUGCUGCUGGACCUUUCAUCGUUUGGUUCAAAUGGCUUUUGUUCUUGUUCGACUUGUUACACCACUGUAUGAAAGCUCCUCUGUGACUUGACCUCCUCGUGCAAAAGGCACGUGCAGAAUAUGCAGUUUUUUUUAAAAUUUAGUUUAAAGGUUCAGUGUGUAGAAUUUAGUGGUGACAUCUAGUGGUGAAGUUGCAUGUUGCAGCUGAAUACCCCCUCACCUCACCUUGCUCUUCCAAACAUGGCAGCCUCCCUAGAGAGGAACAUAUAAAGUAUUUAAAUAUAUAAGACCCAUUCUAGGGUAAAUAAAUCAAUUUGUAAAAUAUUAGAUGAUUACAAAACUAGUGAAAACCUCAGUGGGAUUAUUUUAUAUUAAAUUUCUGCCAUCAAAGCCCUUUCAGCUAAAUCUUACACACUGAACCUUCAACUUUGAAAUCAUGUUUUAGUCUGAUCGUUUGAGUCAAUUUGAAGCAUUGCAUACUUUUUAGAGAAAACGUUUUAUUCACCUUGGCUCCUUGGGACUGUGACAGAGGAUUAUGAAGUUAGUGGACCUGAAAAAAAGUUGUAAAAAGAAUGAAAAUGUUAUAUAUUUUCUUUUCUUUGUUAUUGGUGAUUUAUUUCAGGUUCCCAUCAGAGUUGGAUCUUCUCAUCUCCUGUCUAACUUAUGCAAUUUUUCUUGUUGCAGUAAAAGUUGCUUCAAUCCA